Stegastes partitus (bicolor damselfish) is the source of this 2573-nucleotide messenger RNA. It is a transcript of the gene myadml2, whose product is annotated as myeloid associated differentiation marker like 2. The transcript has a single exon. Gene Ontology annotation, cellular component: membrane. NCBI's taxonomy places the organism in Eukaryota, Metazoa, Chordata, Actinopteri, Pomacentridae. The record is from RefSeq and is a predicted model, not a curated record. Bases 852 to 1763 code for a protein of 303 amino acids.
CAGCCACCCCUUGGAGUCCACUGAGUGCACACUGACACACAAAGGAGGAGCAGGGUGAGAGACCGAAUCCAGGAGGAAAAAGAGGACAGACGCAGGACGACAAACGGCAAGAGACAGUUUGAGUUUUUUUUUUUUUUUUUUGACGGGCAUUGAAGGGCCUACAAUGAAGAAAUUGUAAGCGCAGAGUCAAUGAGCAGUGGAACUUGACUGACAGGACAACAAACUUACCACUUGUUUGGCACUGAGGGCUGUUGUUUGAAGACUGAUCUCUGGAUACAACUUUCAAAGGAAAGCAAGUCGGAGAAGACCUUACUUUACCCUGAACUGUUGAUACACUGGACAACUUGGUGAGUGAAGGGAGCAAGCGAAAGAAAACACCAAGACCUUGAAGGACAUACGUUAAAGUUUUGAGUAAGACAUAAAUCAUAUUUUUAUUCUUUGAAAAAAUACAAUAUUUUUAAAAACACUAUAAAUGGACGAAUACCAGUGAUAUAAAAUGGACAGAAAUUAAACUCUACAUGAAUACUUUACAGCCUUGUGCAGUAAAAGUCAGACAAUCAAAUAUAUAUUUUAUUCCUAACACCUAAAUAAAUAUAUUUUAUUAUCAUAAGCUACUGCACAAGCUUCUAUACAACUGUGUAUAUAUGUAACCUGAUCUUAAGCACGCUGCUGUAAUUACAAAGCAAGCUCCGAAAAGAAAUUACAGACAUUUGUAAUUAAGGACCAUCUAUAAAAGGAAACCAAGGAAAGGGUGAGGUCUGUGUGAAAGAGAAGAGUAGGCCGCAAGGACACCAACCCAGAACAGGACGUUAAGAAUCUCACCAAGAAAAACAACUGCUUCAACGCACACCAUGGAUGCUCAUGGAGGACACUACCUCAACAAAGAAGCUGUGCUGUCACCUUUAGGUGCAGCCCGAAUGUGCCAGCUACUACUUGGUUGCACCAUAAUGGCACUUGUGUCGCACAGCGCAGGCUACAGUGCCAGCUACGGAACCUUCUGCAUGUUUGUGUGGUGCUUCUGCUUUGCUGUAACACUGGUUGUGUUCACCUUGGACAUUACACGGCUCCACGCAUGUAUGCCAAUAUCCUGGGACAACUUCACUGUGGCCUUUGCCAUGCUGGCAACACUCAUGUACAUCACUGCCUCUGUGGUCUACCCUGUUUACUUCCUUCAAGAAGAGUGUCCCGAUGAAGACUGCGAUGUUCAAAUGUACCGCAUCGCUGUCACCGUCUGCUCCAGCGUCUGCUGCUUCCCUUACGGAGUGGAAGUGUUCCUGACGCGAGCCAAACCAGGAGCGGUGGUGGGCUACAUGGCCACCGUGUCUGGUCUGCUUAAAGUGGUCCAGGGUUUUGUGGCUUGCAUCAUAUUUGGGGCCCUGGCUAAUGACAGUGAGUACAACCAGUACAUUGCCACCCAGUACUGCGUAGUGGUGUACAGCCUGUGCUUCUCUGUGACUGUGAUAGUGGUGGUAUUGACAGUCUCCGGUAGGACGUCUGCCCUGCGGUUCCCAUUUGACCGGUUUGUGAUUGUCUACACCUUCUUUGCUGUGAUCCUCUACCUCAGUACUGCACUGAUCUGGCCCAUCUUCAGCUUUGAUAAAAAAUAUGGCACCACUACUCGUCCUGAGGACUGCCCACGGGGAGAAUGUCCCUGGGAUAGUAAGGUGGUGGUGGCAGUGUUCACCAAUGUCAAUCUAGUAUUAUAUUUUGUUGAUCUAGUUUACUCCCAGAGGAUUCGCUUUGUCUCCAGCUCUGCAGUGUGAAAAACUUUCUCCUUUUAACCUCAGACAGUUUUGGGUCACAUCCAACAUGCUCGCAUACUCCGGUUUGUGUGAAGGAUUUAUUUUCUUGGAUGCAUAAUUUCAUGUGUGUGUAAAAAAAUUGUUAUCAUCUGUAUUUAUCUAGUACUUGGCCUCUGUGCUCGGCAUAAGUGUACAGUGUGUGCUACAAACUUUCUCAAGUUCUGCAGUGACCUACCAUGGAGGCCUGCCAGGUGCAGUGAUUCGCUAAACUCAGCAACUUUGUUCACAGAAGACGCAAGGCAAUCUGUCCAUCUCAGCAACAAAUGCAUCCCUCCUGCCCUCGUUGCUUUGGUGGUCUCAUACAACACAGACCUAUGGGAGCGUGUGACAUGUCGAGGAUUAGAACAGUGUUAUGUCAGACAGACUGAAUCAAUCUUACAAAGAUGAAGCAAUUUAUAGAAUUAUAUUUAAACAAACAGGAUAAAAAUAUAUCUCACAGAGAUGUAUAUUUUGUGUUAAGUCUACAGUAUGCACUGAACAUAGAUUCUGGUUUUGGCUUUUGAGUCGUUUUGCUGUAAUUUUACCAAUUUGUAUUAUAUUCUUCAUAUACUGUAUGUUCAGCUUUAGUAGGCUUUUCCUGUUACUGAAGUUUAAAUGUAUCAAAUACAUGAUUUUUUUUUUUUUUUACAAGCAAAUGUGCAACAGUAGUAUUAAAUUGAUUAUUUUGUUGUUACACUUAAUGUUAUGCACAAACAUGAGUGUAACAUUCUUGUAAUGUUAUUGAUCAAUGUCCAAUAAAAUGCCAGUGUACGUUUGGUAUUUCUAUACCCA